Wickerhamiella sorbophila is the source of this 432-nucleotide messenger RNA. RefSeq names its product NADH dehydrogenase [ubiquinone] 1 alpha subcomplex subunit N7BM. Gene Ontology annotation, cellular component: membrane. Gene Ontology annotation, biological process: response to oxidative stress; mitochondrial respiratory chain complex I assembly. The coding region runs from base 1 to 432 and encodes 143 amino acids. The record is from RefSeq and is a predicted model, not a curated record. Lineage: Eukaryota; Fungi; Ascomycota; Dipodascomycetes; Dipodascales; Trichomonascaceae. The transcript has a single exon.
AUGUCGUCGUCGUUGGUGCGUGCGCUGCGCAACAUCUGGCGCAUCGGUCCGCGUGAAUACAUUCGUCAGAUGAACGGUAUUGGUGACAGCAAGUACGGACGUCUUGUUGGGACCGACGUUUUUGGCAACAAGUACUUUGAAAACGACAAGGAGGAUGAGAUCUAUGGCCGCACCCGGUGGAUUGAAUACCCUACUCGGUUAUACGAGGUCAGCACUAUUUCGCCUGGAUGGCAUGCAUGGCUCACCCAGCGGGCCGAUACACCACCCAACGAGCUUGCUGCUGCUCAAAAGGCCAUCCAGGCCGUGCCUGGUCCUACCACGGCCACUAUCCAGACUUACACUGGCACUACUGGUGCCUAUGUUCCUUACAGCACAGUCAAGCCGAAGGUUCAGAAGUGGACUUGGUCCCCCAAGGUCGCUGAGCGGAUCUAG